CAUACCACGUGUAUGACAUUUUAUUCCACCAUGAUUCAACCCGUAUAUAACGCACAAAACUAGCGGGCUGAAUGGAUUUGCUAUCAUGACUGUUGGCGCGGGAUCAAAGAAUCGGGUUAUCCACAGUACGCACUCGCACAAUCGCCUCAAAAGCAAUCGUUGCUCGAGAAUACCGAGAUUUGGAGUCGUUAUUUCAUCGAAUCAACAAGAGGAUUUGCUGCAGUUUUCACCCAAUGACAGUGUGUGUCCCUGUUAAAGUGGACUGCUGAGUUAGCGGUGAUAACCCAAACCUUUGUAUUUAUUGAGCUGCAUUGCUGACCUGACCUUUUGGGACAUGAGUGUGGGUUGCAGCAGCAUAGAAAGUCUGGAAGAUGCAGCCGAGUAACGAAGAGCGCCUGAAUAUGCUCGAGGACAAAAAUGACACAAUGGAAGAGCGGCGGGGCAGCAACGUCAGUGACUCGUCGGAGAGUGCUUACAGCAGCAAUGGCAUCUCCCCCAACCUGCCCAACCACCACGAGCGGAAGGAGUCGGUGCGGUCCUACCGGCUGCGCCGUAAGCUGCGGCACCGCAAGCAGAUGCAGCGACUGGUCAGCAAGGAUGGCGUCUGCAACGUGGCCCACAAGCGUGUCAAGAACUUGGGCAAGCGCCUCAUCGCUGACAUCUUCACCACGUUGAUUGACCUGCGGUGGCGCUACAACCUGAGCGUCUUCACGCUGGCAUACGUCCUCAGCUGGUUCCUCUUUGGCAUAGUGUGGGUGAUCAUUGCUGUGGCUCACGGGGACAUGUACUAUCAGAGUCGUAACAUCACGGAUCCAGCUUGGCAACCAUGUGUAGACAAUGUUGAUUCUUUCACUUCGUCCUUUCUGUUCUCGGUGGAAACACAAACAACUAUUGGGUAUGGUGUAAGGAGUGUGACCGAAGCCUGCCCUCAUGCUAUUCUCGUUGUCGUCAUUCAGUCCGUAGUAAGUUGCUUGAUAGACGCUGUGAUGAUUGGUUGUAUAUUUGCCAAGAUAGCUCGCCCAAAGAAGCGAGCAGCGACACUCAAAUUCAGUAAAAAUGCUGUGAUUGCUCAACGCGAUGGAAGGUUCUGCUUUAUGUUUCGCGUGGGUGACAUUCGAGACUCCCACCUUUUUGAAGCGCAUUUGCGGGCGUACCUCAUCAAACCGCGAGUGACUGCUGAAGGGGAGAUCAUUCCACUGCACAGUUUCAACAUGGAUUUAGAUUUUGACACUGGAGAGGACAGGAUAUUUCUAGUAUGGCCUCUCAUUAUAUGCCAUGAAAUCGACGAAGACAGCCCGUUAUACGAAUACUCUGCCAAGGGGCUUGAGAAUGCUGACUUUGAGAUUGUAGUAAUCUUGGAAGGCAUCGUGGAGCAGACUGGCCUCACCACACAAGCCCGGACCUCCUACCUGCCCUCGGAGAUAAUGUGGGGUUACCGCUUCGCCAGCUCUGUGGUCUUCUUGAAGAGCGAAAAUGACAAGCAGUAUGACAUUGACUACUCCAAGUUUGACCAGAUUUACCACGCACCUGAAACGCCACGCCUUAGUCCAAAGGAGAACGAUAUGAGGAAGAGACGGGCUGCCUCCAUCUCGGAAUCACCCAUGGACCCUCUGGAUUCCCUCCGAGACUACAUCCUGAAAGUCAUGAGAGAGGCUAAAAUUGACGAUGCUGACAAGGACCAGGAUACGGACCUGCGGAACCGGAUAUACAACAAGAGAUUGGAAGCUCUGACAUCUCGCGACAAAACGCGGUUCAAGAGUCGCAGCAGUGAGCACCUGUCAGUGAACCGGGUAAAGAAUGCCUUCCCCCUUGUUGCGGCCAAAAGCGAGUCCAUUGAUAAAAUGACGAUCAACACUGAUGACACGGCUUAUCGGCGGAACUCCGGCCAGAACUCUAGUGACGGAAAUGUCAGUCCGCUUUCCAGAGAGUCUCACGUAUGACACAGUAGGUUCAGGACAAGUUCAGACGCUGGUUGUUGUCAUACCAGAGGAGACAGACAUUCUGGAUGGCACCGGCACUCUCUCUUGGGAUAGCCUGUCCUUUUGCCUGCCAGAGUUCGGGGCUUUGGAGACGGCACUACCCUACAUGGCUUGUCAUUCUGCCCCGGGGGACAUCCGAAAGACUUGUAAAAUAUGCCACGGUGGUGGACCGAGAGUGAUCACUCCACCUGACUUUUCUCGUAAAUUUUGAUAAGUCUGAGGAGUUAAAGCGUUUCAUUGCAACAGAGGGAAUCCAUGAGAAUCUAGCUUUCACAUCUUAACCCAGGUGUGGCCAUGUGUAUCGCUUUUGAUUAUUGCCUUAAUGUGGACAGAUGUGAGGCAAAGUGGACAUUUGUUUGGAGCUUAAAUCAUGCUUGUAAAGAUGCCCCUUCAUUGUUACCGUUCCUGUUUUAGAAUUGCAAUGUUUACUGUUAAGUCAUGAGAUCCCCAUGUAGUGCUACCCAUAAAUGGGUGGUGUGUACAUGUAAGUUCCCGAAGUGCUGUGCCAACUUGCUAAGCACCUGUGCCAAGCGUGAAUUUGCAAAGCCCUGAUAGCCAGCUAAAAUGUGAUUUGAUACAUGGAUGAGACGUGACUUUUUCAGUCAGUCGAUUUUCACAAAAGCCUUUAUAUUCACUGAACAAUAUUCACCUUUAUGUAUUGCUGCAAUGUUGUUAUGUACCGCAGCAACAUUGUCCGAUUUGGCCUGGGUUUGGCACUGUACCAGGGAAUGGGUAACGGCAGAAGGUUCCACCUGCUGAUACCAGACACACCAGUGAUUUUGCAUAAACAGCAGCUGUGCAAAGUAGAAAACCCGACUCUCCCAAAGACUGAAGAGCCUCAUAAAUGUUGGACUCUUGUGUGGACAAAUACGCGUCCGUGUACUUGCCGAGCAAAUUUUCCUGCAUGUGUGUAAAUUAUUGACAUCAACUCCAAAGAGAUAUUUAAGCAAGUUCUCAUGUCAUUAGUAGAAGUAUGGAUUAAUAAUUCUGAUAAUAAUUAGAACCUAUAAAAAAAAAUGAAACUAAUCUCAGUGCUAGUAAUGAUCUCAGUAGGUAUAUUUUUGAGUUUUUCUGAAUAAUGGACAAGUUACAUAUAUACCAGGAUUUGAGUCUCCCUCAGCUGUCUGAUUUCAGGCUUUUUUCCCCAUUACUGGCACCAUGUAUUGGUUUGAACUUUUCUAUUUUACCUGAACUUUCUAGGAAAAAUGUCAGCACCUAUGUUCAUGACAUAAUUGAUGUGUAAUCCUAGGCAUGGGAAAGGGAAAUUGGAGGACACAGGUAAUUUUUUUUAUUAUGUACAGCACAUGUUAAAAAAAAAAGGUCAUUUGGGCACAUGAGAGAUGUCAAGUUUGAACAAAAUUGGCCUUUCUAGAGAAACGCUGUCAAAAGUGUGGUAAUUCUUGUUAAUUAUCAAUUCAAAGUUAAGGUUUAAAAUGGAAUGGAUUGCCAACAGUGCUUCUGACUGCAUCCUGAGAAUGAACAUCUGGGCAGUGAUAUUGUGUUCUGGCAUCAAAUGCAGGAGUUGCUGGUCAUUGCUGUGUGUUGCUUGAUAACGAUAUCGGCCGCCGACAGUAAUCCCUUUAAUGGGAAGUAUUUGGCCAUUUGAACUCAUGCGUACGUAACCCACCCAGCUUUUUUUAAUCUCGCUAAAACCGUCACAACUUUAACCCUCUGUUGUCUGCUUUCCAAUUACCACAAUUUCUAAAUUGGUGCUCCAAAAUACUUUCCCCUUACCUAAAUUACCAGUAAUGUGGAGACAUGUCUACAGAGUGAAUUGUUGUUUAUGGGUAAUUCCAGAAAUUAGGGGUCCAAAAGUGUGACAUUUUUGUGUCCCUGUUAAAUCUGACUUUGGUUA
This is a messenger RNA of Acanthaster planci (crown-of-thorns starfish), 3834 nucleotides long. RefSeq names its product G protein-activated inward rectifier potassium channel 3-like. Gene Ontology annotation, cellular component: plasma membrane. The record is from RefSeq and is a predicted model, not a curated record. Gene Ontology annotation, molecular function: inward rectifier potassium channel activity. Gene Ontology annotation, biological process: potassium ion import across plasma membrane; regulation of monoatomic ion transmembrane transport. Lineage: Eukaryota; Metazoa; Echinodermata; Asteroidea; Valvatida; Acanthasteridae.